Messenger RNA from Cavenderia fasciculata, 2442 nucleotides. RefSeq lists its product as uncharacterized. The record is from RefSeq and is a predicted model, not a curated record. The transcript is spliced from 2 exons. The coding region runs from base 1 to 2442 and encodes 813 amino acids. NCBI's taxonomy places the organism in Eukaryota, Evosea, Eumycetozoa, Acytosteliales, Cavenderiaceae.
AUGAAUGACCUAAUAUUAGAAGAUGAUGAAGAGAAUGUGGAAGAAGAGGAAGAGAUGAAUAUUGAUGAUUUAGUUAGAAUGAAGGGUAUCUGGAAUUCAAUCAAAAUAUUGGCAAAUAGUAUCAAUCAAUUUCAUGAUCCUCUAUUCAUACCAUCGUCGGUAUUUGAAGAAACCAUCAAGGAGAUAUUGGAUUGCAUUGAUCAAAUAGAGGCAAACAAAGAACGAUUUCAUCAUAGAUAUUUAGAAUUGGAGACUGAAACGACUCUAUUCUCUAUUCUAUUUAGUUAUAUUGAUAGAGACAAGAUCAAUGCUGUUAGAGAUAGAAUAAUCAAACUUCUCACAUCAAAGAAUAGAGAAACAGAUAAAUUAAUAGAACAAGCAUAUGAAAUGCACUUUAUCGUUAGAAGACAUCAACAACAACUUAAAAAAUAUUAUAACUUGGUUGAACAAUCAAAAGGAAAAGACUAUUGUAAAGUUGAAAUGCCAAUAGUACCAUUAAUCAAUGUUUAUAAAAAGAAUGGAUAUGUAUCUGAUGAUAUUACAUUUAUCAAUGGUAAUCACGCAAGAUAUAUUUGUCCAAACAAAGAGUUGUUUAAAAUGUCGAUUGACAAACAUUUGAUAUCGAUAAAGUGUGAUGGACUACUCGACAAUAUAAAGUGGAGUGAUAAUAAUGGAACAGAGGUUUGGUUGGCUGGUGGUUGUCCAUUCUCAGCAUUAGAUAGAAAGUGGAUUGGUUGGUUGUCAAGAUACAAACACUUUUGCGAGGUGAGACGACUGGUCAACAAGUUUUCACUUCCAAUGAUGAUCAACAACACUAUCAAUCGUAUACUACGACCUUUUAUCGACCCUUUAUCCGGUACUGAUAUUCUCCCUAGGCAAAGUAAAGGUUUGGCACCAGACUUUACAAGAGAAGGAGGAAUAGUAGAAGUACACACAGUCAGAGACUAUGACUUUUUCAUCAUCUGCAAAAAUGUUAGCGAUGGACAAAGAAAAGUAGUAGAGUUGACCAAACAAAUAUAUGAUUAUUUGGUAAAACUAGGACACAUAGAUAUUACAAUCAAACGUACAUGUAAUACAUUUACAAUUGGUCCAUUUACAAUCAUCCUUCCAUUAUUCCAUUCACUCGAAGAAUUAUUAGUUGGAUUUGAUUUGGAUUGUUGUUGUGUUGCAUAUAAUGGUCAAGAUGUAUAUGUUCAUCCAAGAGCAUUACAAUCAUAUGCAACUAGAACAAACUCUGUUCCUAAUCUACCUCGAUCACUUCAAGCCAGUGUGCCAUCGGAACGUGUUUUAAAGUAUGUCUACAGAGGUAUCCAACCACAGUAUCUCUACAUUCAUUGUAAACAUAUAUUUUGCAAAUCAAUCACUCUUCCCAACCGAAAAGAUACCACUCACCUUUGUUACAGUUCGACCAAUCUCUGUCAAGAGAUGGAAAAGAUAUCCAUUUCACAAUUAGAGUCUAGUCUUGGAAAAGGGACAAACAUUGCAAUCCCUACCAUUUCACUUAGGAAUAAUUGUUUCUGGGCAAGUUUACAGGGUGCCAAUUUGUUGUGCAUGUCAUCACAUCACCACAAACAUUGUAGUGGGUGUGGUCAGCCACUUCAAAAGUCUGCACUGGGUAUCUGCUCCUAUUGCGACAUGCCAACAUUUAAAAAGAUUUCAUUGACCGAAUCCAAAACAAUAGUUAUUUGUGGACGUAACCUUGGUCGAUUUCUCAAUAGAUUCGAGUUUCUAGGUGAUCAUGUUACUUUUGUAACAGUCUAUCCAUUCGCUCUCUAUCGUAAAUUAUAUCAAAUGUCUCAAGCCAAAUUGAUAGACUUGAAUAAUUGUUCCAUCUUGCCAAUCACUCAUUUUAAUGAUUCAGAAUUUCAAAGAUUAGUCAAUCAAAUUAUGUCCAACUCGAUCCCAUCCCAACAUCAGAAUGACCAACCACUUUAUAUUGGCCAGAUUAUCAACCUCUUGUUUGAUGAAAAUAGAUUCAUUGAUUACUACCAUGACAACUCUGGAAAUUUAUUUAAUGAUAUAUAUACCCAAUUGGAGAUCCGAAACAUAAUUUCUGAAGAAGAAAUUAAAACAAAUCUAUCAAACAGUGUUAUCUCUCAAUUCAUGUCAAUAGGACAACAACAAGCCGACAUGACAAAAGAAAGUCCAAAAAAGAAAGAAAAGAGAUAUUUAGAUUAUAUGGAGAAAUCCAACAUUGUAGAAACCAUCAAACAAGACUUACAAUCCUACACCUCUUUUAUCAAAUCUCUUACUGACCUUCAAAAUGUUACUUUUAAACAACUCUCUUUUAUCAAAGGACUUUUACAAAAUUCAGACCAAUCAGAUGUUGUCAAUAUUUUAAAUCAUCUUCCAGGAGAUGAUUCAUCCUAUUCUUUUCAGUCCUCUCCCUCAUCUUUAAACGAAUCAUCAUGUGUCGCAACCGUUUCAUCAUUGGUCGAGUGA